Emericellopsis cladophorae is the source of this 2298-nucleotide messenger RNA. RefSeq lists its product as uncharacterized. The record is from RefSeq and is a predicted model, not a curated record. Lineage: Eukaryota; Fungi; Ascomycota; Sordariomycetes; Hypocreales; Bionectriaceae. Gene Ontology annotation, molecular function: protein binding; cysteine-type deubiquitinase activity; zinc ion binding. The transcript is spliced from 4 exons. The coding region runs from base 1 to 2298 and encodes 765 amino acids. Gene Ontology annotation, biological process: protein deubiquitination.
AUGGCGUGUCCCCACCUUGAGUCCAUAGGACUCACUGCGCCUGCGCCAACUCAGUCUGUCUACCGCGAAGAUUGUACGCAGUGCUUUGAUUCUAUCUGCUUCAACGGCGGCUGCGCCGGGGAUCGCCUCCACAAUAAGCUUCACAGCAUCCAACGAACACACCCCCUCGCCUUGAAUAUCAGGAGAACCCCCAAGACAGUCGAGCGCGAUGAGCCGCCGGCGAAGAUGUCCAAACUGGCCAUCGCUGCCGAAAAAGAGGAGGACAAGUACGAUACUGUGUUGACGCCGCGGUGCCUGGAAUGCAGUGUCGAUCUCGACGUUUCAGACGCCAGGGUGACAAACGUGGUGGAUAAGAUUAUGCGAGCGAACACGUUCGCGCGGAAAGAGGAAGUUAAGGCAUGGGAGCAAGAGUUGACGACAUGCGAGCACAUUCUACUGAUGCAACAAUCCGAGUCGCGCAAGAUCGAACAGGGUGCCUUGAGUCACUGCUAUGCUUGCGAUCUGAAGGAGAACUUAUGGCUGUGCCUGGACUGCGGGAAUCUGGGCUGUGGGCGCAAGCAGAUGGGUGGCUUGGACGGUAACUCCCACGCCUUGAAACACAGCGACGAUGCAGGGCAUGGCGUAGCCGUCAAGCUUGGAUCCAUCACGCCCGAAGGUACUGCCGACAUCUAUUGCUACAAGUGUGACGAUGAGCGAGUCGACGACAAGCUCGGAGAGCACCUGGCGCACUGGGGCAUUGUGCUGGCCGAACGCCAGAAGACCGAGCAGAGCUUGACGGAGAUGAACAUUGAACAGAACCUGAAAUGGGACUUCAGCAUGACGACGGAGGACGGCAAAGAGCUGAAGCCCCUCUACGGCCCGGGGCUGACAGGACUGAAGAAUCUCGGCAACAGUUGUUACCUUGCCAGCAUUGUGCAGUGCCUCUUCGAUCUGCCGUCCUUCCAGCAGCGAUACUACCGACCGAAUGACGAUCUGCCCAUGGUGCUGGAUCCCGCCACAGAUCUUGAGACACAGCUGAGGAAGAUGGCGGAUGGCCUAUUGUCCGGUCGCUAUGCGAAGCCGGAUCCCACAGUUCACGCCGAGUCCAAUGUGACGCAUCAACGAGGACUGGCCCCGGCAAUGCUGAAGCACCUUAUUGGACGUGGACAUGAAGAGUUCUCGACAAUGCGCCAGCAGGACGCACUUGAGUUUCUGCAGCACAUGUUCAAAAUUGUUUCGCGAUCAGAGCACAUGGGCGAGAAACAAGACCCUACCCGUCAGUUCCGUUUCGAGCUGGAACAGCGGCUGCAGUGUCUAGGCUGCAAUAAGGUCAGAUACAGCUCUGAUGAGCAAGACAGUAUCUUCUUGAACGUACCGCUCCGCAAGAUGCCCGCUGAAGAAGGCGCGGAGGGCCCAGACAAGUACGAAUCCAUCACACUGGAGGAGUGCUUGGAUCUCUUUACUGCCGACGAGAGCGUGGAGCUUACCUGCUCCUCUUGCAGCAGCCAGGAUGGCUUUAGCAAGCGAUCACUCUUCAAGACCUUCCCCGAGGUGCUGGCGGUGAACGCACGCAAGAUGACUGUGGUGAACUGGGUCCCCAUCAAGGUGGACGUCCCUGUCAUUGUCCCGGAUGAGCCCUUCUCUUUGGACAGAUACUUGUCCAAAGGACAGCAAGAGACGGAGGAGCUGCUGCCAGAGGAGGUGCAAGCCGAGACGCCUGCCUUUGCGCCAGAGCCAACGGCGCUCGCAACGCUGGAGGCGAUGGGUUUCCCCUACAAUCGAUGUGCGAGGGCACUCCAUGCGACGGGCAAUUCAGAUGCUAACAUCGCUGCCGAGUGGCUGUUCUCGCACAUGGAGGAUCCCGACGUUGACGACCCACUCGUCCUAGAGAACGUUGCUCCAGGGGGUAGCGAGGCUGACCCUGAGAAGAUUGAGUCGCUUGGCGCCAUGGGUUUCGCCGCACCUGUAGCGAAGAAGGCGCUCAGAGAGACGGGUGGAGACAUGGAACGGGCAGUGGACUGGCUGUUCAGCCACCCGGAUGACCAGGGGCUGAUGGACGAAGAUGAGCCCCCCAAGACGGCAAAGGAGCCCGCCGGACGUGCCGAUUUGCCAGCAAACUUUCGGUUGCAAUCCAUCGUCUGCCACAAGGGCACCAGCAUCCACGCAGGUCAUUACGUUGCCUUCAUCCGCAAGUCCCUGCAGAACGACAGUACGAGCAAGUUCAGCUGGGUUCUCUUCAACGAUGAAAAGGUCGUGGAAGCGCACGAUGCGGACGAAAUGCGCAAAUUUGCCUAUGUGUACUUUUUCAAACGGGUCUAA